CCGAGCGUUCGGAAUGAGAACGGGGUGACACGGCCGGGGCGGGGCGCGGCCGCUGGCCUAGUUCUCCCGGGCGGUUUCGGCCCGGCGCCUGGGGUCAGCGUAGUGGGGCUCGGGGCCGGAGAGAGCCUGUGGCAUCCGAACGGGGCCUCCUCCGAUGCUGUCGACGAUUUCCCGCUAAACGUGGCGGAGCCUGGAGGGCGUUUCUUUAAUAUAUUUUAAAUCUUAGUUGCGGUGUACACUCUUCAGGAAAUCUCUCCAGAGUGUAGCCUCCAUCCCCGGCUCCCAUUCCCCAGGGUCCUCUGAGACGUGGAAACUGCAGAAACUUAGCCGCCCAGUGACCUUUCUCCUGUCAAGGCCAGCAUGCCCUCCGGCAAGUUGCGGCAAGAACAGAAUGACUGAGAACAUGAAGGAGUGCUUGGCGCAGACCAAGGCUGCUGUGGGGGACAUGGUGACAGUGGUGAAGACGGAGGUCUGCUCGCCUCUCCGCGACCAGGAAUAUGGCCAGCCCUGCUCUAGGAGACCAGAUCCCUCGGCCAUGGAAGUUGAGCACAAGAAACUGAAGGGGAAGCGUGACCUCAUCAUGCCCAAAAGCUUUCAGCAAGUGGACUUCUGGUUCUGUGAGUCCUGCCAGGAAUACUUUGUGGAUGAGUGCCCGAACCAUGGGCCCCCAGUGUUUGUGUCCGACACGCCAGUGCCUGUUGGCCUCCCAGACCGGGCAGCUCUCACCAUCCCACAGGGCAUAGAGGUGGUCAAGGAAGCCAGUGGAGAGAACGACGUGCGAUGCAUAAACGAAGGGUCAUUCCCAAGGGCCACAUCUUUUGGCCCAUAUGAGGGGCAGAUCUCCACUCAGGACAAAUCAGCUGGCUUCUUCUCAUGGCUGAUCGUGGACAAGAACAACCGCUACAAGUCCAUAGAUGGAUCGGAUGAGACGAAAGCCAACUGGAUGAGGUACGUGGUCAUCUCCCGGGAGGAGAGGGAGCAGAACCUGCUGGCGUUCCAGCACAGCGAGCGCAUCUACUUCCGGGCGUGCCGGGACAUCCGGCCCGGGGAGCAGCUGCGGGUCUGGUAUAGCGAGGACUACAUGAAGCGCCUGCACAGUGUGUCCCAGGAGACCAUCUACCGCAAUCUGGCCAGAGGAGAGAAGAGGUUGCAGAGGGAGAAGUCUGAGCAGGCUCUGGAUAACCCAGAAGAACUGAGGGGUCCCCUUCAGCUCCCCGUGUUGAGACAGGGCAAAAGUCCCUACAAGCGUGGCUUUGACGAGGGAGACGUGCACCCUCAGGCCAAGAAGAAGAAAAUUGACCUCAUUUUCAAGGAUGUGCUGGAGGCCUCAUUGGAAUCUGCAAAUGCAGAAGCCCACCAGUUGGCACUGAGCACCUCGCUGGUCAUCAGGAAAGUCCCCAAGUAUCAGGACGACGCCUAUAGCCGGUGUGCAGUGGCCAUGCCCCAUGGCCUACAGAACGUCAGCCGGACCCAGGGGGAAGGGGCCUGGAAGAUCCCCCAAGGCACCUCCAAGGAGCCAGGCCCACUGGAGGAUGAAGAAGAGGAGCCUUCGUCAUUCAGGGCGGACAGUCCGGCCGAGGCCUCCCUUGCAUCUGACCCUCGCGAGCUUCCCACCACCUCCUUUUGCCCUAACUGUAUCCGCCUGAAGAAGAAGGUCCGGGAACUCCAGGCAGAACUAGAUAUGCUUAAGUCUGGGAAGCUUCCCGAGGCCCCCGUAUUGCCACCCCAGGUACUGGAGCUCCCUGAGUUCUCAGACCCUGCAGCCUCAGAGAGCAUGGUCUCCGGCCCUGCCAUCAUGGAGGAUGAUGACCAGGAAGUUGAUUCGGCAGAUGAGUCUGUCUCCAACGACAUCAUGACGGCGACCGACGAGCCCUCCAAGAUGUCCUCGGCCACCGGACGCCGGAUCCGGCGCUUCAAGCAGGAGUGGCUGAAGAAGUUCUGGUUCCUACGGUACUCCCCAACCCUCAACGAGAUGUGGUGCCACGUCUGCCGCCAGUACACCGUGCAGUCCUCGCGGACCUCCGCCUUCAUCAUCGGCUCCAAGCAGUUUAAGAUCCACACCAUCAAACUCCACAGCCAGAGCAACCUGCACAAGAAGUGCCUGCAGCUGUACAAGCUCCGCAUGCACCCCGAGAAGACAGAAGAGAUGUGUCGCAACAUGACGCUGCUCUUCAACACCGCCUACCACCUGGCUCUCGAGGGGAGGCCCUACCUGGACUUCCGGCCACUGGCUGAGCUCCUGAGAAAGUGCGAGCUCAAAGUGGUGGACCAGUACAUGAACGAGGGUGACUGCCAGAUCCUCAUUCAUCACAUCGCCCGGGCACUGCGGGAAGACUUGGUGGAGCGCAUCCGCCAGUCCCCAUGCCUCAGCAUCAUCCUGGAUGGGCAGAGCGACGACCUGCUGGCCGACACAGUGGCCGUCUACAUUCAGUACACCAGCAGUGAUGGUCCCCCGGCCACGGAGUUCCUGUCCCUGCAGGAGCUGGGGUUCUCCAGCACAGAAAGCUAUCUUCAGGCGCUCGACCGGGCCUUCUCUGCCCUGGGAAUCCGGUUGCAGGAUGAGAGGCCGACUGUGGGUUUGGGCAUAGAUGGAGCCCAUGUCACGGCCAGCCUCCGCGCCAGCAUGUUCAUGACAAUCCGCAAGACGCUGCCCUGGCUGCUGUGCCUGCCCUUCAUGGUGCACCGGCCCCACCUGGAAAUCCUGGAUGCCAUCAGUGGGAAGGAGCUCCCCUGCCUGGAGGAGCUGGAGAACAACCUGAAGCAGCUGCUGAGCUUCUACCGCUACUCGCCUCGCCUCAUGUGCGAGCUGCGGUCCACGGCCUCCACCCUCUGCGAGGAGACAGAGUUCCUUGGGGACAUCCGGGCUGUGCGGUGGAUCAUUGGUGAGCAGAACGUGCUCAACGCCCUCAUCAAGGACUACCUGGAGGUGGUGGCCCACCUCAAGGACGUCAGCAGCCAGACCCAGCGGGCAGACGCCUCGGCCAUUGCCCUGGCCCUGCUGCAGUUCCUCAUGGACUACCAGUCCGUCAAGCUCAUCUACUUCCUGCUGGACGUGAUUGCCGUGCUCUCCCGCCUGGCCUACAUCUUCCAGGGUGAGUAUCUGCUGGUGUCCCAGGUGGAUGACAAGAUCGAGGAGGCCAUCCAGGAGAUCAGUCGGCUGGCCGACUCCCCCGGGGAAUACCUGCAGGAGUUCGAGGAGAACUUCCGAGAGAGCUUCAAUGGGAUCGCGAUGAAGAACCUCAGGGUGGCAGAAGCCAAGUUCCAGUCCAUCAGGGAAAAGAUCUGCCAGAAGACCCAAGUGAUUCUUGCACAGAGGUUCGAUUCCCGCAGCCGGAUCUUUGUGAAGGCCUGCCAGGUGUUCGACCUGGCCACCUGGCCCCGGAGCAGCGAGGAGCUCCUGAGCUACGGCAAGGAGGACGUGGUUCAGUUAUUUGAUCACCUGGAGGCCAUCCCGACCUUUUCCCGGGAUUUCUGCAGGGAAGGGCUGGACCCCCGGGGGAGCCUGCUGAUGGAGUGGCGAGAACUCAAGGCUGAUUACUAUACCAAAAAUGGCUUCAAAGACCUGAUCGGCCACAUUUGCAAGUACAAACAGAGGUUUCCACUCUUGAAUAAGAUCAUCCAGGUCCUGAAAGUCCUCCCCACGUCCACAGCAUGCUGCGAGAAAGGCCGCAACGCCCUCCAGCGAGUACGCAAAAACCACCGCUCGCGCCUCACCCUGGAGCAGCUCAGCGACCUCUUGACAAUUGCGGUAAAUGGACCCCCAAUUGCCAACUUUGAUGCCAAGCGCGCCCUGGACAGCUGGUUCGAAGAGAAGUCUGGCAACAGUUACACACUGUCUGCUGAGGUCCUCAGCAGGAUGUCCGUGCUGGAGCAGAAACCUGUGCUACAGACCGUGGACCACGGGUCAGAGUUUUACCCAGACAUUUAAGGGAGCUGGCACCGGAGAUUUCACUAAGCUGUUGAAUAUUUUUUUAAUCUAUACUCAUAAGCUUUGAUAUAUUAUAUAAAUAUAUAUAUUAUAUAUAUAUAUAUAUAUAUAUAUAUAUAUAUAAACCACACUGAAAAAUUUUAAAACCACGGUGACGCGUCCACCAGAAGCUACUGGGAGCUUUCAGAAAGGACUAAUGUUGGAAACGGACUCUUCGUCUACAAAAGUUGGCAGCUGCAACAUAACAUGGUGACUCAUUUUCACUCACGGAAGCAUGUGUGGGAGCCACACGUGUUCCCACCCAACAGUCAACCAACAGCAUAAGCUAAAGUGACAGGUCUCUGUCAUCACCUUUAGGUAGCUCACCCUGUUUACGUUGUCAUUGGGGGUUUGCAGGGCCUUGGGUUUGGGUUUGGGUUUAUGAUCUUGCCUUUCCUUUUCCCGGCGGGUUUUAGGAUGGGGCUUUCUUGGCCUCUUCGUUGACGUUCUGGUCUAGCUGAAUCAGUUCUCUGACUGGGGACAGGGUGGGUUGGUUUAUCUGGAAUGGGGAGUUUGGUCUUUCUCCUUCCCCAACCUGAUUUCAGCUUGAGGGAUUUUUAAUCAUUUCCUGGUGAGGGUUCCUUUGACACCCACCGCUCCCCACCUCCGUCACCAAUCCCACCUCCAGGUCUUUGCUUCUCUCCUUUCAGCCUCCUGGAUGUUAGAUAGUCCCUGUUAUACCGAAGGCAGCGUUGCCUUACAGCCAAUCUUGAAAUCCUGGGGGAGGGAGAGAGGGUGAGCUUUUUGCAGUGCUCUUUUUACACGUGGAGAAUAAAACAAAAUAAAUUCCGUUCAGAUCCAAGGCUAUUAGGAAGAUAAAGAGCCAAAAAGUCCAGACCCCAAUAGGGCAGUGAUUUUUGGCUAAAAGAAAAAAGUUAAAUGAAAAGUAUAUAUUCAAUUGACAUAAAUUAUUUAUACUCUGUCUUUAUAAUCAUGUAAUGGGGUGGGGGCAUUUUUUUCCUGUAAUAAUCAAGAAAUACCUGCUAUAAUUCAGUGGCAGGAUCUGUCAAUGUAAGACCUGCCCUGGGUUUUGCAUAACUCAAAAGAGAGUCUCUCGAGAGAUUUAGUUCUUCUUUAGCGACAAGUCUGAUAACAUGCUUUACAGUCCGGCAGAAGGUCGUGGGAAAGUUGGUAAUGUAUCUAUGCCUGUGAACUCUUCCUCUUUUGAACAGGGUAGAGAAAAGGAAAAAGCAAGAGGUAAGACAGGACUCUCCAGGCAUCAGCCUGCACACACUCACACACACACACACAACCACAGUAUAAGCUUUAGAAAUAGUCACUGGCCUACUCCCUGGGGCAAGCAGUGGUUUAAGCUAGAGGAGUCUGAUCAGUGAUCUGUAAUUUAACUACCGGUAUACCUCGCAAGGGAGUUAAAAAUGUGCGUGAGCUGUUAGGAACUUCUGUUCAUGUUUCUACAUCUGCUAUGUGCAUAUUUUAUAUGCAGCGUUCCUAUGAUAUGGACACAGGUCGUAUCUGGUGGAGGGAGGAAGAUCUGAAGGGCACGUGGUCAGUUCUGCUGCAAGCUGCCCCUCUCCGUUAGCAGAGAGCCGGCCGAGGAGGGCAUGCUCUGGCCAAGGCGAGGUCCCUGUGUCCUCCACCUGCUCGGCUCACACAUCAUAAAACUGUGGUGGCUUCCUUCCUCCCUGGUUUAUCUUGCCUCAGAGGCCUCAUGCCACCACUGAGAACCAUUGUGGAAAUGUCAUCAACACUGAAUGUCACCCUCCCUUCCUCGUCCUGCCAGUCCCCUCAGCCCCCACAGACCUCUCCCCCACUCCCAUGGUCUUGGUGCUAAGAUAACUUUAGAAUCAUUGCUGCUAGUCAAUAGCUUUCAUUAUAUAAAUAUAUAUAUAUACAUUAUAUAUUAUUUUUUUGCAACUUUUUUGUUUGUUUUCAACAGUGAUGUAGCAUGUUAAAAAAAACAACCACAAAAAUACUGGUUUCCUCCAAUUGUCCCACUGCCAGGCCUCAUAUGCUGCCUUCUUCAACAAAUCAGUGCACCCCUGCCUGGUGACGUUCACCCCACCCCAGCCCGGUUGCACAUGGGCUUUCCCACCCUCCUCCUCGGAACAAGGAGAGAGUUAGCAGGAACUGGCAACAGAAGACCCACAGCCCUUUCCUGAUGCUUUGCAAUCCCCAGCCUCGUUCUGCUUUCCCACUUUGAGUUGAGGUUGCCUCUCCCUCCACCUGCCCCUGCCAUCCAGGUUGAAGCAUAACUGUGGUCAAGCGGGACACCUGCAAAGCACAGGUUCCCAUCCUUCCCUCCUGGACUUCCUCUCCACGCACACACUCCAGCUGCCGGGACUGCGGGAUCGUGCACCGAGCAGUGUGGAGACUGAGAGAGGGGUUGGGUGGAGGAGGCUGGCGAGUUGGGCUUCAGCGGGGCAGAAGCAGUGGGUCGGAAUCCUUUCUUCUAGCCAACAGUUGCCUUACACUUUCUCCUUCCUCCCUCUGCUCCUCCCCACCUUCUACCUGGGGUCAUCCCCUAGACCACUCAUUUGGAAACAAGGAAGAGAGAUCACUAAUAUCUGCAGACUGUUUCCUCUCCAGGGGGUGUGGCCAAAAUUAGCUCAAAUCUUCAUCUAGAGGUUAAAAGAAAAAAUCCAUGGGGUUGAUGCCAGUGUCAGUUCCGUAUCUCCCAGGAAGGCUGGUAAUAGGUGACUUGCCUCUGAUCCUUGGAGAAUGAGCUGUUCCUAGCAGCACGUGGAGCUCCCCGAAGGGGCUGGAAGCUCGGCAGAGGCACCUGUAGAACUCUGGGUCAUCUUGACUUCUGCUGAAGUGGCAGAUGGCAUGAAGGUUGCUUUGCCUUGGAGCAGGGAGUAAUGAGGGAGCAGCUGGGGUUGCAGGCCGCUGCAGUUUAUGCAGCGUCUUUUCUCAUCCAGGAUGCUCCUUGGGAGCCUCGGUGCUUCUCUUUUGUGAAUUCUGCUUGUAUUAGCCAUGAUUUCUGUCGUGGGCUGUCCCACUCCUCUGCCUCCUUGAGAACUCUUGGGUUGAUGGGACCCUUGGGAUCAAACCCAGGGAUCCAUUUGUCUGGCUGGCCUGACUUCCCUUUGGUGGGAAUAAAAGGCCACAUAGAGGCAGACCUUGCGUCCAGAAUGCGGCUGCUUUAGGUGGAGCCCUGGCUUCGGAGUGACAACCAGAGCUAGCUUACAAUGAAAUGAUUCUCCCUCUGGGAUUGAGGCUUGUCCUAGUUGAGCUAGCUGAGGGAACGGUUAGUGACCUUUUUUUGGCUCAUGGAGUGGGUAGAAAGUGAGUUCAACUUUGAGGCCCAGAUUCGUGGCCAAUUUUGUCAAUCAGAUACAGUGCAGAGCCGGGGAGCCAGAAACUCCUAUGAUUAAAACUAUCUGCUCUUCUUUAAUGGAGGGGGGAUGAGGCGGGUAAGACACAUUGACAUCUGGUAUCUGUGUAACAGCCCAGGUCCAUCUGCAACUCUUGCCAUUUCAGAAUCUUCAGAUUUGCCUGCCUGGGUGAAUAGGAAGUCCAGGUGUCAGAAGCAACAGCCCCCCGCCCCCAACCCAUUUUUUUUCAAUUGACUGCCUGCUGACACUCCGCAGUGCCAAGCAGACCCUCAGUUCCCUACCCUUACUUGGGAAUAAGAACAUUCCCGAGCUCCAGGAUCCCUGGAUGGCUGGAUUUUGCACUGGGCCUGUGAAUCUCUGGCAGUUGGGGGGUCUCUGAUCCCAGCCCCUGCCAUCUGUUUCCAUGUUGUGUUGUUUUACUGAUUCCCCUCCCCCAUUUAUUUAGGAGGAAGGGUCUUGUAACUAUUUAAGGUAAUGCUUAAAUAUGUUCCGUUUGCUCGGAGGUGAUGCCAAGAAGAAGAAAACAGAGAAAGGCAUGUAGAGGGCUGGAAUGAUAGUAGAGACUGAAAUGGACCACUCCUGGGUCUUCAGUUUUGUCUCUCUGGGACUUGGCCCAGCUCAGGCCCUGGGAUGGCAUUACUUUAGCUGCUCACCUGGAGCCUAAAGAGAUCCAGGAGGUGGCUUGGGGGUUAAAAUUUAACUUCUGUCUUCUAGAUUCCUCUCCCUUCUUUGUCCCUCCCACCCCCUCUGGGAACAGGAAUUCUAUAUCUAGAUUUGGUUUGGGGUUGAUGUCCAAACAGAAGGCUUUAUUCAAGCUUUUUCCUGGUGCAUACACCCGGUUUGGGCAGAUCUCAGGUUGCUCUGAUCGCCAGUCUCCCUCGCCUGUAGAGACAGGCCCAGCUGAGCCAGGCUAUGACAACCAAGGGGAGCUGCCUGGCCUCCUUAGACAAGGAAGGGGGGAGGUUCAGAGGGCAGGUAUGCUUGGAAUAGUCUGAUUCCAGACACCAGCCUCCUGGGGGGCGUUGAGGGCCCUGGUGCUGCUUCGUCGUGGGCUCUAGUCUGGUUUCCUCUUCACAUCCUCAGGAGGGAAGUUUCUGUCAAGAGCCACACAAGGCCCUUCGCCCGCUUGGACAGAGGCCCUUUUCUUGCUCUCUGUCAGUCAAGAUGCUUGAGCUGUGAUAUUUUAAAGAGCCUUUGAGGUGAUCUUUGUGUGUUAGCCUGAGGGAAAAAGUGCCCUUUUGGGAGGAAAAUGGUACGGCCCUCCCCUUCCGUCUGGUACUCCCUUCCCCCAUCUCACCCCUUCAAGUGGUUUUGCCCUGGAAAUAACCUAUGCAAUCCAGUCUCCCUAGGAGUGAGUGCAUGGAAGCAGGGGCCUGUGCAGUGUAUAAAACAGAUGCUACAGCAUAUAUAUUGUAUAUAUGGACAUAUAUAGUACGUAUACACACAGAGUAAGAGAUUAAAUCACGUCUAUAUAUCUAUAAAUAAUAUCCUAUAUAUUUAUACAUUUCUAUGUUUUAAAUAGUUAUAAAAAUAGAGUCUAUAGAGAGCUGGGAGAACAGCGGGACAGCCUGCCGCUGUGCUGUGCAAAGGGGGAGGAGGCAGAGCCUUCGUUGGGGGAGCCGUGGAAGCUGAGCAGGCUGGAAACGGGGCCUCCCACCCGGAGUGUGGGAGAGGAUGGCCCGCCUCGCGCCUCCAAGAGGUCUGGGUCCCACCUCCCCGUGCACUUUCUCUCCUUUCCCCCCCAGGCUUGGUCUGAGGUUGGAAGGAGAUUCUCACCCCCUGAGUUCCAGCUGAAGUGCCCCCUACACCCCCCACCCCCCGCAAGCCUAUACUUAGGUGGUCACUGCUGCUUGGCAGCAGGGCAUGGUCUCUGCCCUCUGGUGAAGAGACAACUUCACAACUUCCCCCCAGUCCCCCAGGAGUUAGCAGCAUUGGUGGCAGUAGGAAAAGUGCCGAUUGGAUGAUUGGAUGAAGAGUGGUCCAGGAGAGAUGCUGCCCCUCCGCUCUUGGCUGCUUCUGCUGCCCCCUGGAGGCCAAACCUCUGAAGUACAGCCGUCCUGGCCUCCCUCACCCACUCAACCACUGUCUCCUGGGCGGGGAGUGGUGAGGUGGGCAGCCAGAGCAUCACCUGGCGGUGCUGUCCGCCACCCGGAGGCUUCCCACACCAGGGAAGGGGACACCAGGGAAGGGUGGGAGAGACAUAUCCGCACACUCACAAAUUCAGUGGCAACUCCAGUUCAGACGCGGGGCUCGGCCCAGACAACUUUGCACAGCCGCUGCUUCUGGCUGUUCUCAGGACAAUGCUUUUCUGCUUUUCCCUCAACAGGCAGGUUUAGUUCAAGUACACUGUUCUGAUUCUUGUGACGCCCUGCACUCAGCCUCUUCCAUUGUGAGGGGCGCCCUCCUCGGUCGUCCCCAGCUCCUGCCCCAAGCAGGGGGUCAGGGGGACCGUGGGUGGGCAGCUGGGGCCUGGGUGCAGCUGGCAGCAUGCCAGAGGGCUUGUGCCACCCUGCUGGGAAUCAGAAGCCCAUUUUGCUUCCAGUUUUCUCUCUGCCGUUUGUUUCCCCUGAAGGUAGGAGUUGGGGGUCUGAUGAGGCCAAGGUAAUGGGGGCAGAGGCACCUGCAACCUCUGCUCAGGAGAACAGCCUUCUGCCUUACGGCUUGACAAAGGCACUCGUGUCCCAUCCCUGCAGCCUCGUCCCCUUGGACCCCCAUCCUCCUCUUCCCUGCCAUCCCACAAUGUACCUCAGUCUCUGGCAGAGCAGAGCCACCCCUACUACCUAAGGUCUGGGGGCUGCAUCUGUUCUGCCAGUGCCCACCUCCUGGCCCUUCCACAUCUGCCCGGGUCUCCUCCAGCCACAGCUAGCUGCCAGCCGGGUCUCGGAACACCCUCCAAGGGCCUGGCUCACGAGGGACCAGGCCCAGCCCGAGCCUUCCUCCAUGGCAAUGGAUCAGACCCACGGCCAGGGGGUGGUCAGCCCCGGGCAGCAAUCCCACAAUACACUGUACCUCAGAGAGAGAUGGCACCACGGGGCAUCACGGGGGCCUGGCCCCCUUGGUCCAGAGGACAGACAGCCGGUGACAGUGCUACUCACAAAAAGCUCAAGGUAGGCUGCCCUCGGGCACCCCUCGGUCUUCAGUUUUGUCUCUCUGGGAGAACCAGCAGUUUGGGUCUUUUUCAGCCCCGUUCUCUCUCCUUCCCUCCAUCCCCACACUGCUGAACUGUUUUAUUUCAGUCACCAAGGAAAGCUAAAGUGGGGGUGGGGGGAAAUACUUAGGAGUCUAUUAUCACAUACAUAGUGAUAUGUUAAUACUUUCUUUCUUAAAAAAUAUUUAAAAAGAACUCUCAAUGUUAUUAUUUUGCAGACUAGGCUUUAUAGUACCUGUGUGGCGGGACCUAGAACACUGGAUACAAAUAGAGCUAUGUUGGUUUAUCAUAAUAUGUACGCAGAAAUUUCCUUUUGUCAUAUUAUCCUUGUCAUGUAAGAAGAUUGUUAAUAAAAAGCAUUUAAAUUUA
Choloepus didactylus (southern two-toed sloth) is the source of this 10780-nucleotide messenger RNA. It is a transcript of the gene PRDM11, whose product is annotated as PR/SET domain 11. Gene Ontology annotation, molecular function: DNA-binding transcription factor activity, RNA polymerase II-specific; protein binding; RNA polymerase II cis-regulatory region sequence-specific DNA binding. Gene Ontology annotation, biological process: regulation of transcription by RNA polymerase II. The record is from RefSeq and is a predicted model, not a curated record. The transcript has 8 exons. NCBI's taxonomy places the organism in Eukaryota, Metazoa, Chordata, Mammalia, Pilosa, Megalonychidae. Bases 392 to 3928 code for a protein of 1178 amino acids. Gene Ontology annotation, cellular component: nucleus.